Messenger RNA from Ananas comosus (pineapple), 2727 nucleotides. RefSeq lists its product as uncharacterized. The record is from RefSeq and is a predicted model, not a curated record. The coding region runs from base 7 to 2460 and encodes 817 amino acids. NCBI's taxonomy places the organism in Eukaryota, Viridiplantae, Streptophyta, Magnoliopsida, Poales, Bromeliaceae. The transcript is spliced from 5 exons.
CCCCCUAUGGAGAUUGUAACAGCUUCUCUUUGUGGAACCCAUGUGAGCUCUUCUGGUGAGGAUGAGCCAAUGAGUGGUGUUGCUUGUAGAAAGAUGUUCUCUCCCUUGUUUUGGAUCACAAUUUCACUGGUGUUCCUCAUCAGCUUCAUCAGCAGAUCCAUUCUCAGAGUGAAGAGUAGAGAGAAGAUUCAGAGAGAGAUUGAAAGGUGUUUGCCGGCGAAAAUUGAAAUUGAAGAAGCUAAUAGGAUGGAGGAACCAAGUUUCAGCUUUAAGUUUCAGUAUCAGAUUCCUGAGUAUGAUAAUAAUAAAGUUAGCACAGAGGAACCUUCAAUUCCAAUUGCAAAGGAGAAUGAGUUGUCGACGGCUACGAGCAUCAGUAAUUAUCGGUUCUUGUCGGAGAAGGAUUUCAGCGGCUUCGUGGAACAGCCGGAAUCCGUGACAGUUUCUGUCCAAGAAUCUUACAUUGAAACAGAAACAGCAGCAGCAGCAGCAGCAGCAGAAGCAGUAGCAGUAGCAUCUGCAGCUGCAGAAGAAGAAGACGAAGAAGAAGACGAAGAAGAAGAAGCAAGUUUAGUUCAUAGAAAAAGAAAGAAAGAAAACAAGUUCGAUACCGGAUUUUUUUCGUCAGAAAAUACUCUGCAGCAACUCAGUAAAGAAGCUUACACUGAAGAUAAAGUAAAAGAUAAGUUCUGGGAGAAAGGAAAAGGCAUCAAUUAUGAGACCAAUUUAUUUAGUGAGGAUGAAGUGAUCGGUAAAAGGAGGUUUCUAUCCGAGGAAUUCGUGGGCUCCGGCUCGGAUUCAGAAUCGAGUAUGAGCGACGGGUAUUCGGUGAAGGACAUUGUUGUAGACUCCGACAGCGAUUGCUUUUUAUCAGAGAAGGAUUUCGGUGAUCGGUACGAGCACGAAACCGAUGCUACUACUGAAUCGUCGAUGAAUUUUGCUAACUUCAGUGUAGAUUUAAUGGAUGAUAUCCAACAGUCGGAAGAAGUCCAGUCACAACCUUUUGAUGAUUCGGACGCAGAAUCAGCUUUUUCAAAAAGCGACUCAGCGUACACAAACAAUCAUUACUUGGAUGAAUCGAAAGAAUUGAACGAAGAAUCGAGAAAAUUGGAUCUGCCGAGUACGAGUUCAAAGAGCUCUGACGAGGAUGUUUCAGAGUCGAAACGCGAGGAUGUAGGUGAAAAGAUUACUAAAGAAAACAACGAGCGCGUAGAAGAAUCGGUUUUUCAGAAGGAAACGCAAGAGAACGAUGCGAAGAAGCCGAAAGAGAACCAAUGGGAUGAUCUAAAUGAUGAGGAGAAUGAUGAAUUGGAGUCACUUUGGGAGCACCAGGAUCUUAUCGAGCAGCUGAAAAUGGAGAUAAAGAAAGUGCGGGCAAUCGGGCUUCCGACCAUCUUCGAAGAAUCGGAAAGCCCGAGCCCGAAGACGAUCGAGGAUUUGAAGCCGUGGCGGAUCGACAAGAAGUUCCUGCUCGAGGACCCGAUCGACGAGCUGCACAAGUUCUACAAGAGCUAUAGAGAGAGGAUGCGGAAGUUCGACAUCUUGAAUUACCAAAAGAUGUAUGCAAUUGGAUUUCUCCAACUAAAGGAUCCCCUCCAAUCAAUGGGGGCUCAAAAACCUCUACUUCCCACACUAACCACUAUUCUAUCCCAAAAUUUUGGCCACAAGCGUAAAUCCGGCGACGAUCAAUCAGAAAGAUUCGUCAGAGAGCUCAGAUGCGAUCUGGAAACGGUUUAUGUCGGGCAGAUGUGCCUUUCGUGGGAGUUCCUUCGGUGGCAGUACGAAAAAGCCCGCGAAUUGCCCGAAUCCGACCCAUACAGAAGCCAUCAGUACAACCAAGUCGCAGGCGAGUUCCAGCAGUUCCAGGUUCUAAUACAGCGGUUCGUCGAAGAUGAAUCCUUUCAAGGACCGCGGUUACCGAACUAUGUCAAGAACCGUUGCGUCCUCCGAAACCUUAUUCAAGUGCCCGUCGUAAAAGAGGAUAGUUUAAAGGAGAAAAUGGAGGAGCAGCGCAAAGGAAACUACUCGAUCACGAGCGACGAAUUGGAGGACAUAAUGGAGGAGUCGAUAAGACUUUUCUGGGAGUUCGUUAAGGCCGACAAAGAUGAAACACCGGGUUUGCUCAAGGGUUUGAUGGCUCCUCAAGUCGAGCUCCAAGAACCGUCCGACUACGAGCUCAUGAUGCACAUUCAUUCUAUCUUGCAAAAGAAAGAGAAGAAGCUAAAAGACCUCUUGCGGACCGGAAACUGCUUAGUGAAGAAGUUCAAAAAGCCGAAAGAAGAUAGAUCAAACCAAGACCUCUUUUUCGCGCAAGUGGACCUGAAAUUGGUGGCGAGAGUACUCCGAAUGCCGAGAAUUACCAACGAACAGCUGUCGUGGUGUCACAAGAAACUGGACAAGAUCGCAUUUGUCGAUCGGAAGAUCCGAAGAGAGCCUUCAUUCUUGUUAUUCCCUUGUUGAGGUAGAUAUCCUCGCCUUGUCAAGUAUAGUUUUAAUAUGUAAAUUUGAGGAAAAUUUAGGAUUAUUUAAGUAGUUAUUUAGAGAAUAUUGAUGGUCCUCUAUAGUGUUUUUUCACCUUCUAAAAGUAAAUGGGCUUGUAUGGCUCCCUCAUAUACUUGUACUUGACAGAGAAAACAUUUUUGUUUUCAAAUUUAUAGCCUUUAAAAUUACAAUGAUAACAUGUAUACAAGUGAAUGGAAACUAUUGGUGUGAGGCUUUACAUGUUAA